Messenger RNA from Antechinus flavipes (yellow-footed antechinus), 942 nucleotides. RefSeq names its product olfactory receptor 2D2-like. Gene Ontology annotation, biological process: G protein-coupled receptor signaling pathway. Bases 1 to 942 code for a protein of 313 amino acids. Gene Ontology annotation, molecular function: olfactory receptor activity; G protein-coupled receptor activity. Lineage: Eukaryota; Metazoa; Chordata; Mammalia; Dasyuromorphia; Dasyuridae. The transcript has a single exon. Gene Ontology annotation, cellular component: membrane. The record is from RefSeq and is a predicted model, not a curated record.
AUGUUUCCCGCUUCAAACCAUAGUUCUGUUACUGAAUUUGUCCUACUUGGCUUCUCCAGUGACCCUACCACAAAUAGGAUCCUUUUCAUCAUCUUCCUCCUUCUCUACUUAUGCUCAGUCCUUGGCAAUGGACUCAUCAUCAUUUUGAUCUACCUGGAUUCUCGUCUCCACACACCUAUGUACUUUUUCCUCAGCAUCCUGUCCCUCCUAGACAUGGGCUAUGUCACUACCACAAUGCCUCAGAUGUUGGUACACCUACUUUCCAGUUCUAAGCUCAUUUCCUUUGCAGGUUGCUGGGUGCAAAUGUAUGUAUUUGGUGCUCUUGGUCUCACUGAGUGCAUCUUCUUUGUAGUUAUGGCCUAUGACCGUUAUGUUGCCAUCUGCUUUCCACUGCGUUACAUGCUCAUUCUCAACUGGGACCUGUGUGUGCGCUUGGUGGUAGGGACCUGGGCUUCUGGCUUUUUCUUUUCCCUAGUUCACACUAUUUUUACCAUGAACCUUCCCUUCUGUGGUCCUAAUAUGGUCAACCACUACUUCUGUGAGGGUCCCUCAGUUCGGAGCCUGUCCUGCAUGGACACACAUCUUAUUGAGAUGGUAGAUUUUGUCAUGAGCAUCUUCAUGGUGUUAGUCCCUUUGUCCCUCAUCCUGGCCUCCUAUGUCCGCAUCACUAUGGCCAUCCUAAAAAUCAAAUCCACCCAAGGAAGGUAUAAGGCUUUUUCCACUUGCGCUUCACAUCUAAUUGUGGUCACUCUGUUCUAUGCACCUGCCAUUUAUAUCUAUAUGAGGCCCAACUCCAGCUACUCCCCAGAGAGAGACAAACAGAUCUCACUUUUCUACAAUAUGUUUACUGCCCUGCUCAAUCCUGUGGUCUACAGCCUUAGGAAUAAGGAUAUAAAGGCAGCAUUCAUAAAAGUAGUAAUGAGGAACAGAGUAAUCUGGUGA